AUGUCCUCCAACGUUGGCCUCUCCACCCCCCGCGGUUCGGGAACCUCCGGCUACGUCCAACGCAAUCUCUCGCACCUCAAACCCCGCGACACAUACGCCCCGUACCCCAACCCCUCUGACAGCCCCGCGCACCAGAAAAUCCGCAAACCAGACAAAGAUAUCCUGAACCACGACCGGCUGCGCGAGAUCGAAGUGCGUGUGUUCGAGCUACGCGAUAAACUGGAAGAUGAGGAGGUUGAGGAGAGCGAGAUUGAGGAGAGGACGGAGAGGCUGAGGGGGGUGUUAUUGGAGGAAGCUGAAGGAUGGAAAGGGGGAAAGAAAGGGGGAGAUGGUGACAAAAGUGGUGGGAAUAGGCAGUUUAAGCUGCAUCAGGUGCAUGAGGCUGCGGAGGCGAAGAUCAAGGAGACGGAGAGGGCGAGGAAGGCGUUUGGGAUACGGGAGGAUUAUGAGGAGGGGAGUCAUUGGAAGGGGAGGGAGGGGCGGUUGAGGGAUGCGUUGGGGGGCGUUCCGAAAGAGACAUCAUGA
Molecule: messenger RNA, 525 nt
Organism: Bacidia gigantensis
Lineage: Eukaryota; Fungi; Ascomycota; Lecanoromycetes; Lecanorales; Ramalinaceae
Gene: CWC21
Product: RNA-splicing factor
Exons: 2
Coding region: 1-525 (174 amino acids)
Source: RefSeq, a predicted model, not a curated record